Molecule: messenger RNA, 1112 nt
Organism: Saimiri boliviensis boliviensis (Bolivian squirrel monkey)
Lineage: Eukaryota; Metazoa; Chordata; Mammalia; Primates; Cebidae
Gene: MRPL13
Product: mitochondrial ribosomal protein L13
Biological process (GO): translation; negative regulation of translation
Cellular component (GO): mitochondrial large ribosomal subunit; ribosome
Molecular function (GO): mRNA binding; structural constituent of ribosome
Source: RefSeq, a predicted model, not a curated record
GACGCACUUCCGGUUCCCUUCGCUUAGGUCGCCUGGAAAUUGUGUCCUCCGUCGGUUUUCCGCAGUUUUCCAGCAAGCGGGUUAUUUUCGGGAGUUAGUUCCUAAGUAACUGCAUUAUCUGCUCCUUUCAUGACGAAAUUGCUGCGGUGGGGAAGACUGGAGGAAACUAAAGCAAAGGGGAGAAGCCGACGAGUGCUGGAGGGGCUAGGAACUGUGAUGCUUGGGUGUUAGCGUUUCCCGCCGGGCCAGUAAGGCUGUGUGACCCGGCUUGGCUACCGGGAGAGAAGGACGGACGGUGCUGCUAGUGGGGGAAUAUGUCGAGUUUCUCCAGGGCGCCCCAGCAAUGGGCCACUUUUGCUAGAGUUUGGUAUCUCUUAGAUGGGAGAAUGCAGCCACCUGGCAAACUUGCCGAUAUGGCAUCAAUAAGACUUCAGGGAUUACAUAAACCUGUGUACCAUCAACUGAGUGACUGUGGGGAUCAUGUUGUUAUAAUGAAUACAAGACACAUUGCAUUUUCUGGAAACAAAUGGGAGCAAAAAGUAUACUCCUCGCAUACUGGCUACCCAGGUGGAUUUACACAAGUAACAGCUGCCCAGCUUCACCGGAAGGAUCCAGUGGCAAUUGUAAAAUUAGCUAUUUAUGGCAAGCUGCCAAAAAACCUUCACAGAAGAACAAUGAUGCAAAGGUUGCAUCUUUUCCCAGAUGAGGAUAUUCCAGAAGAUAUUCUUAAGAAUUUAGUGGAAGAGCUUCCACAACCACGAAAAAUACCUAAACGUCUGGAUGAGUACACACAAGAAGAAAUAGAUGCUUUCCCAAGACUGUGGACUCCACCUGAAGAUUUUCGGCUAUAAGAGAACAAGAAUUUCAGAAAAUCACAGUGAAGUGAUUGAAACUUUCUUUUGAUGAGUUUCUCUAACCUUCAGGAUGGAGUAAAACAGCUGCUACAGUUCAGCACCUAUUAUAUGUACCCAAUGUUUGUGGGGAAAGUUCAGGAAGGUGUAUUCCUUCAAUAGGAAAUUGUAUUCAAAUAUACUAUUUUAUAGAAUUGUUUCUACAUAUUCUGAUUUGAAUGUUAUAGUUGAUAAAAAUAAAAUCACUUACAUGGUUGACUA